Messenger RNA from Carya illinoinensis, 1841 nucleotides. RefSeq names its product serine/arginine-rich splicing factor RSZ21. NCBI's taxonomy places the organism in Eukaryota, Viridiplantae, Streptophyta, Magnoliopsida, Fagales, Juglandaceae. The coding region runs from base 179 to 730 and encodes 183 amino acids. Gene Ontology annotation, cellular component: nuclear speck. The record is from RefSeq and is a predicted model, not a curated record. The transcript has 6 exons. Gene Ontology annotation, molecular function: RNA binding; zinc ion binding. Gene Ontology annotation, biological process: mRNA splicing, via spliceosome.
UUACUAUUUUCUGCUCUCAGGCACACCUCAUCAACUGGCUUUGCUCGAUCCGUGCUUACAAAACCCGAUCUCUGUCACAAUAUAUUUAAUCACUUAUCAGACCCUCGAUCUUCCGUUUGUUUCUUUCGACGGAGAAUGAUCCUUCGCAGGAGAGAAAAAGUUUCCCUGGAUAGCGACAAUGUCUAGGGUUUAUGUUGGGAAUUUGGAUCCCCGAGUGACUGAGAGGGAUCUUGAAGACGAGUUUCGUAUGUUCGGUGUUCUUCGGAGUGUCUGGGUUGCUCGAAGACCACCAGGAUAUGCAUUUCUUGAGUUUGAUGAUCGCAGGGAUGCUCUUGAUGCAAUUCAAUCAUUGGAUGGGAAAAAUGGUUGGCGUGUAGAGCUCUCUCACAAUUCUAAGGGUGGUGGAGGUCGUGGUGGUGGUGGCGGCGGCGAUGGACGGGGUCGUGGUGGUGGGGAGGACUUGAAGUGUUAUGAGUGUGGUGAACCUGGUCAUUUUGCUCGAGAAUGUCGCUUGCGCAUUGGUUCACGAGGCUUGGGAAGUGGACGGCGUCGGAGCCCAAGCCCUCUUCGACGCCGAAGGAGUCCAAGCUAUGGGUAUGGACGCAGUCCCCGUGGGAGAAGAUCUCCACGACGCCGGAGUGUAACACCUCCUCAACGUGGUCGCAGCUACAGCAGGUCCCCUCCAUAUCGCCGUGCCCGCCAUGAUUCACCUUAUGCUAAUGGUGACUAAAGGUGGGUGGUAUGUGAACUUGAAGCCAAGGUUGAAAUGACGUUAAAGUGCCAUCUCUGCUUUGCUGUAGUUCUAAUAGAUUUGCUUGAACGAACAAGAAUCAUGUUAGUUAUGUUCAUGUGAUGACAAUGGAUAUUGUUAGACACUUGGGUAUAGAUAGCAUCUACAAAGUGUUUAAGCCGCCAAAAGGGGUGAUUUGGACACCGUUUUGCGUCGGCUCUCUCAUCAGCUGACUGAAACUUGGAGGUCUCUUUCCUACUUUAAAUUGCUACUUUUACCUUUUAUAUAUUUUUAUCUCAACUUUGGUUACUUAGAUCUAUUGUGUUAGAGAUUCCUAAAAGGUUUACAUGUUUUGUUUUGAGGUAUAUUUUUCGGCUUAUACGGCAUCGUUUCGCUACAUACUGCAUGUUAGUGCACAUGGUUCCCCCUUCUCUGCCUCUGCACCAGUCAUCUAGUCGUCAUUGCUCCUGCAUCUUGGUUGUGUGCGCAACCUUUUUAGUGUACUCUCUGCGACAAAGCUGUUAACCUAGUUAACCUUUUUGUUAGCUGGUUCAUGAAGAUGAAGCUGUUAAUUGCUCUCCCUCUCUCAGCUUCUCUGCACCACAUAUGACAUAUCUACUCGUCUGCAUCUUGUUCAGCAUCUGUUAUGUAAUGAAAACUUAUCCAGAAACUUGGUUGCCUACGACCCUUUUAGAUGAUCUUGUCUGCAACAAAGCUUCUGCACUAGUUAACACCUUUGCGUCUCUAAUGGCUGGUUGAAGAAGAUGAAGUUGUUCAUUGCUCCUUCUGUUCUAUAUUUCCAAUUAUGGUUCUGAAUGAUUAGAAGUUCAGGGUAAUCAUUUUCCCAACAUAACGCCUGGUGCUUGGAAACAUAUACUGCGACUGACAUGAUAUCCCGUGAUACUUGUUUAUGUCCUUUCAGUUUGUGCACAAUGGUCCCUUAUUUUGCUAGUCUCUGUGAUGCUUGUAAUCUGAACGAUAUAGAUUUGCUUAUUGUUUCUGCACCCCAUUUACCCUGAACUCAUAUUCUUUUGUCCUGUUCUAAGUCUAGUGUUGAAGUAAAAAAGCUCCGGGAUUAAAUGAAGUAAUAUUAAUUCAGUCGAUUCUGAAA